UUUCUUUAUCUUACAGCAUGGUCUUGAACAAGGUCCCUGUGUCACAAUCCCUGACCUAAGUCUUUUCAACAUAGAAAAUAAACCAAGGCCUUGAAAGUUCAAAUUGAAAACAUGCUGUGAAGGUAUAAGAUAUAUACACGAAGGGGAAAAAAAAGUGUUUGUAUUAACAACAAAUCCCCGAACAUAUAACAAUAUAACAGCAUUUCAACAAUGGGUGUGUUUUUAGUAUCACUUUACUUCUUGUUCUUGUACUUAUUUUAUUCCAACUAUGCUACUAAAUUACAGUUCAUAUUGUUGUAGAUUGUAUAUACCUACGUUAUUGUAAUCUUUGUGGCAUUUGUUGAUUUAACUAUUUGUUUAUGUAUUUUAUGUUAGCCUUUAUUUUAUUAGCUUUAUUCCUACUCUCUUUUCACGCUGUAUUGCUUUUCCACCUCUGUAUUGCAACUGGUGCACAGCAAUUUCCCUCGGGAUAAAUAAAGUUUCUUGAAUCUUGAAUCUUAGACUGAGUGAACUUUUAUUUUCUCUUUUCCUAUUGUUUUGUUUUGUAACACCUUCUCUAUACUCUCCAAUUUAAAUUAUUUAUUUUUAGAGAACUCGCUGAUACUGGACAGAACAUACACUUGGUUUUUUUGCUCAGAUUGAAAAUGUUAAGUUAUAGUCAAGUUGUAAAUUGUAGACGUCGCUUUUAGUCUGAAAACUCGUACCGGAAGUGUAGUCUAGUUGUAUCAAUGUUACACAAACUUGACAGCGCUGUGACAGUCCAUGUUGACUGAAUGGCAGCGUGAUCAGUUUAGUGGUUUGUGUUGAUAGUUAGCUGAAACAGUAAAGUGUGGAUGAGCUGGUUAACCGGGAGGUGACCGACAUGUUUCUGGGUUCAGCAGGUCAGCGGGGGUGUGUCGGACUUCUCCGCUGCUGGUCCCUCACAGUCAGCCCCGGGACUCUCGUAACCUCCCGGUGUCCUCUCCACACUUCACGGUCUUUCUCUAUCUCGACCCCCGCCAGGUCUCCGACCCAUGAGGAGGUAAAGCAGCCUCUGAGGCAGUGGGCUCUGGAGGUGAGCCCCUUCAGCACGGUGCGGGCACGGCUGGCCUGCAGCAUCUCCAUCUGCCCGCUGGACCCGCACGCCUUCCCGGAGGCUGACCGAGCCUUCAUCGCGGUGCACGGAGCAGACACCGAGCAGGAGGAGACGGUCAGUCUGGAUCACCUACACGUCCGCUACGAUGAUCAGAGCAAAGAGCUGCUCAUCUCUGCUGAAAAGGUGAACAGCAGCGUGUCGAUUGACCUGGCGGCACCUAUCAAAAGCAAUCUCUUCAUUACCACUCAAGGAAAAGGCAACGUGAACGUGAAGAAAAUGGAGUGUGACAUCUGCAAGGUGCAAACAGAGAGAGGCAACUGUUUGCUGCACUCUGUCAAGGGUCAUCAGGUCGAGGUGCAGUCCAGUGGCGGACACAUCACGGGUGUGGGCACCAUCCACGGUAAUGUGGACAUCAGCGCAUGUGGAGACAGUGCAGUGGAUGUCAAGAAGCUCCAGGGCACCAAGAUGAAUGUUUCAACAGAGCACGGCCUUCUGAAGGUCAAAGCCAUCUACGCUGAGUCCAGCUGCAUCUUCUCCUGCUCUGGGAGAGUAGAACUGGGACAUGUACAUGGUAAUGCCACUGUGAAGAAUGAGUCUGGAGAUACAGUUGUAGAUGGUUCAAAUAGUUUUCUGAAGGUUUCCUCUCACAGCGGAGACAUUGAUGUCUAUGUGGGAGAGGGUGGCAGUGCUGAGCUUCACAGUCAGGAAGGAGCGGUGUGUGUGCGCGUCCCAUCCACUCUAAGAACAGGGGCGGAGCUCUGUGGAACGUCAGUGGAAAUCAGCCCAGAGGUUGCUCUGCAUGGAGUAGAAAACAACACAGCUCAAGGCCAAACCACAGUCACUGGUUAUAUGAAUGGAGCGUCUCCAGAGGACCUGUGGGUUAAAGCUCGGGCGGACAGAGGCUCUGUCACACUGAAGACACAAAGCUGGUUCGAGUCGCUGAAGCUGGGGAGCUGAGUUAUUACUGUCAGGAUUGAUAAUGCUGUGUCACUGCACUGGGGCUUUACACCUUUACAGACAGAGCCAGAUAUUUACUGCAGCUCUUCAAGACUGAAUGUGUGUUUACCUCACUGAAGUAUUUAACCCUCUGCUCAGGAUAUAUUGUUCUUUCAAUGAGGAUAUUAUGUAUCAUCUAUAGUAUUUAAGAAAUAUUCUGUAUGUGUUCAAAAUCACUGUACAGACACUGAGUAUGCAUUCUGUUUGACUUGCAACUGGUUUGUGCUGAACUGUCAAAUUGUUUACUUUAGUCAGUGAUUGUAUGUCUUCUGUAUGGUCUGUCAAUACUAUAAAGAUAGAUUACAAAUCUCA
Molecule: messenger RNA, 2383 nt
Organism: Lates calcarifer (barramundi perch)
Lineage: Eukaryota; Metazoa; Chordata; Actinopteri; Centropomidae
Gene: fam185a
Product: family with sequence similarity 185 member A
Exons: 8
Coding region: 863-2032 (389 amino acids)
Source: RefSeq, a predicted model, not a curated record